GAAAAAUAACACCAAAGUUAAAGUGGUCCUUUCAAAAAAAAAAAAAAACAUAAGUGGCAAAAAUUUGAGUUUGAAUUUCGUAAUAAAUAAUAUAUAUAGUUUAGUAUCUGUGUCUGCAUUUAAUUAUUUUAGCAAUAAAUAAUUAAAUAUAUUCCAACUCUCUCUCUCUCUCUUAUUCAUAUAUAUAUUUAUACAUAUAGUGCAUGGAAAUUCGUGUUAAAAUUUCAUAAUUUUGUAGUAAUUAAGUAGAAGAACUACUACUAUAAAUACAUACAAUAAAUUAAAAAAUUAUCACUUGGAAAACUUCACAGAGAUCAGAUCUCAUCACUCACUCUCAUUUCAUCAUCUGAAAUCAUCUUCACCCCCGAGCAAGCAAUAUGAUCAGAUCACUACUAACCAGAGAGUUGAAGUUAGUUUCCAAGGGUUUGCUUUAUAAGGACACAAGAUUAAUUUCAACGACAACCUCGCCCGGAAGGCUAGAAGGUAAGGUAGCCCUGAUAACAGGGGGUGCAAGUGGGCUUGGAAAGGCAACGGCCCAUGAAUACAUCCGAAACGGGGCCCGCGUUAUAUUAGCAGAUAUCAAUACCGAAGUCGGCCCAAAAGUGGCCGAGGAGCUCGGCCCAUCAGCCCAUUUUGUUCCGUGCGAUGUAGCCGACGAGGCCCAAAUCGUGAAAGCCGUAGAGGCAGCCAUGGGCCUUCAUGGAAAGCUAGACAUAAUGUACAACAACGCUGGAAUAACAGGCCCAGCAUUCCCACCAAGCAUAACAGAGCUUGAUCUCAACACAUUUGACCAAGUCAUGAAUAUCAACGUACGAGGCACUCUUGCAGGAAUAAAGCAUGCAGCACGUGUCAUGAUCCCAUUGGGCUCAGGCUCCAUCCUAUGCACAGCAAGCAUGAGUGGGCUUAUGGGUGGUAUUGGGCCUCAUUCUUACACAAUUUCCAAAUUCACUAUUCCUGGGAUAGUUAAGUCUGCAGCCUCUGAGCUUUGCAAAAGUGGGGUCAGAAUCAAUUGCAUCUCACCAGGCCCAGUGGUCACACCACUAUCUGUAGCCCAAUUAGCCUUGUAUUAUAAAGGUGCUACCAUGGAGCAAUUGGGUGAGAUUGUUAAUGGGCUUGGUGAGCUCAAGGGUGCCAAGUGUGAGGAAAUUGAUGUGGCCCACGCAGCUGUUUAUUUGGGCUCAGAUGAGUCUAAGUAUAUAACUGGUCACAACUUGGUUGUGGAUGGUGGGUUUACUAGCUUCAAGGAUGUUAAAUUACCUUCCCCUGAUCAGUUCUUAUUGUAAGAAUUAUAAUUAGAAAUUUGGUUUUUUGAAUUAUGAGCAUUUUGGGGAGACCCUGCCAUGGCUAUGGCUAUGGCUAUGGCUAUGACUAUGUAUUUGAUGUAUGUUUGCAUUUGAUACUUCUGGCUAGUGAAAGAAGUUUACUAACAAA
This is a messenger RNA of Cannabis sativa, 1431 nucleotides long. RefSeq names its product short-chain dehydrogenase reductase 2a. The record is from RefSeq and is a predicted model, not a curated record. Bases 378 to 1283 code for a protein of 301 amino acids. NCBI's taxonomy places the organism in Eukaryota, Viridiplantae, Streptophyta, Magnoliopsida, Rosales, Cannabaceae. The transcript is spliced from 3 exons.